AUGCCGUCAUUCAUCGUCUUUGCAGGUCUCCUCGCCGCGGCUUACUUUAUAUAUCGCCUUCUAUAUGGCACCGACACGCCACACAUCAAGGGACUACCCGAGGUCCCAGGCCUGCCUCUCUUUGGGAGCUUGAUCGAGCUGGGGGAUAACCACGCCAAGGUCGCGCAGCGGUGGGCAGAAAAGUACGGACCUGUGUUCCAGGUGCGGAUGGGGAACCGUAGGAUCGUCUUCGCCAACACCUUCGCCUCGGUCCGCCACCUCUGGAUCGCCAACCAAUCCGCGCUCAUCUCCCGCCCCAAGCUGCACACCUUCCACACCGUGGUGUCGUCCUCGCAGGGCUUCACCAUCGGCACCUCGCCCUGGGACGACUCGUGCCGCCGCCGCCGCAAGGCCGCCGCCACCGCCCUCAACCGCCCCGCCGCGCAGUCGUACAUGCCGCUGAUCGACCUCGAGUCCACCGUCAGCAUCCGCGAGCUGCUGCGGGACUCGUGCGGCGGCGCCGUCGACCUCGACCCGCGCGCCUACUGGCAGCGCUAUGCCCUCAACACCAGCCUGACCCUCAACUACGGCUACAGGAUCGACGGCGACAAGGACGACAAGCUGCUGCGCGAGAUCACCGACGUGGAGCGUGGCGUGUCCAACUUUCGGAGCACGAGCAACAACUGGCAGGAUUAUGUGCCGCUGUUGAGGCUGUUCCCCAGGCUGAGUCGCGAGGCGGGCGAGUUUAGAGCCAGGAGGGAUGUCUAUAUGGAUCGCCUGCUGCGUGGGUUGAAGCAGAGGAUCAAGAUGGGGACGGACAAGCCGUGCAUCUCGGGUAAUAUUCUCAAGGAUCCAGAGGCCAAGUUGAAUGAAGCCGAGAUUAAAUCCAUAGGCCUGACCAUGGUCUCGGCCGGCCUCGACACGGUCCCGGGCAACCUUAUCAUGGGUAUCGCGUACCUAGCCUCUCCGGAGGGGCAAAAGAUCCAGCAGCGCGCGCACGCCGAGAUCCUCGAGAGCUACCCGGCCAACGACGCCUGGACGCGCUGCCUGGACGAGGAAAAGAUACCCUACGUCACGGCGCUCUGCAAGGAGAUUCUGCGCUUCUUCACCGUGAUCCCCAUCUGCCUGCCGCGCGUGUCGGUCAAGGACGUCGAGUGGGAGGGCGCCACCAUCCCCGCCGGCACCACGUUCUACAUGAACGCCUACGCGGCCGACUACGACGCCGCGCACUUUUCCGACCCUGGCGUCUUCAACCCGGACCGGUACCUCGAGGACGUCGAGGGGACGCCACACUAUGCGUACGGCGCCGGCGGUCGCAUGUGCGCCGGCAGCCACCUGGCCAACAGGGAGCUGUACACGGCCUUUGUGCGCCUGAUCUCGGCGUUUGAGUUCGUCCCGCCCGCCGACCCGGCCGACCAGGCCGUGCUGGACUGCCUGGAGGUCAACGCCAUACCGACCAGCUUGACGCUGGAGCCCAAGUACUUCAAGGUCGGCUUCAGGCCGAGGGAUAGGGACAUGUUGGACGGGUGGAUCAGGGAGAGUGAGGAGAGGACGAGGCAUUUGCUGUGA
Messenger RNA from Pyricularia pennisetigena, 1548 nucleotides. RefSeq lists its product as uncharacterized. The coding region runs from base 1 to 1548 and encodes 515 amino acids. NCBI's taxonomy places the organism in Eukaryota, Fungi, Ascomycota, Sordariomycetes, Magnaporthales, Pyriculariaceae. The record is from RefSeq and is a predicted model, not a curated record. The transcript is spliced from 3 exons. Gene Ontology annotation, molecular function: monooxygenase activity; iron ion binding; oxidoreductase activity, acting on paired donors, with incorporation or reduction of molecular oxygen.